CCUUCCCCUCGCUCCUUCGCUCCUUCCGUUGACAACGCGCCCUAACAUGUCGCAUGCGGCAGUAGCGGAACCAAACUUGGCACCAUGAGGCGUUCCACCUCCAGCAUAAAAUGGAGAUAAUGGGCGUCUGUAGCAGCGCCAGCCUUGCGCCGAAUGCUGUGUAACUGUGUCGCCAUGCAUCAUGAGAUUGUAGCUCUGGAGGAGCAUCAGCAACCCCUCCCCAUCCAUGGAUUCACAUUCCCCGCCACCACAACCCACAACCUGACAGCGUACAAGACCACCUCGACGCGUGAAGAGCUCCACUCGCGCAUCUACGAUGCAACGAUAAUCAUUACUACCACCAUUAAGCUUGAUGCCGAAACAUUGCGCCCCAGUGUUACUCCGAACCUCCGCUAUAUUGCCAUAUCCGCGACCGGAACGGACCCUGUGGACCUGGAUGCCUGCCGGGCCCGCAAUAUUCGAGUUACAAAUUGCCCGGGGGCAAACCUCGACGCUGUUUCGGAACAUGCCAUAAGUCUCUACUUCGCAUCUAGAAGGCGCACCGUGUUGCUCGACCGCGUUACUCGUGCGCAGCCUAGCGAAUGGAAGACGGCGGGCAGCGUGAAGGAUUACAUGCGCCUACCGGAUGGCAUGCCUCCGAUGACCUGCAAAGAUGAGGUUAUGGGCGUUAUCGGCUAUGGUGGGAUCGGCAAGCGAAUAGCUGCGCUAGGGCAAGCAUUGGGCAUGCGCGUACUUAUCGCGAGUCGAAAGACACCAGCGACGCCUCCCGUAGACACCGGCCUUCCAGCCCCUGACGCCUCUAACGACCGCAUACCCUUUGACGAUGUUCUCCGCAACUCCACCGUCCUCGUCCUAGCUCUACCGCGAACCCCCGAGACGCUCAACCUUAUCUCUACACCCGAGCUCGAGAAGAUGCAUCCGUAUACCGUCUUGAUCAACGUCGCGAGAGGCGGCAUAGUACACGAGGCAGCUGUAGUGCAGGCCCUGAAGCAGAGGCGCAUAGCUGGCUAUGCGACCGACGUAUACCAGGUGGAACCACUUGGUGGGCCUGCUGAUACUCCACUGCUGGAGGAAGACGUAAAGAACCUGAACAUUACAUUAAGUCCGCAUCUGGCAUGGUUUUCGACCACGUCGAUCAAGAACCUUGGUGAGAUAUUGAAGGCGACUGUAGAGGGCAUGGUCAGCGGCAAAGAGAUCAAUGCCAUUCUGUAAACGAAACAUAACGCACAUGGAGGAACCCUGAACACGAGCACGAAUGCCCUCGUGGGUUGCCUCCAUCAUCAGCAUUGACGUCCAAAAUCCAGUGAGACUUGUUUGCACGCACGUCUAACACUGGCCAUGUCUACACCAAAGAUCUUGCAUUUCUACCAAAACCCUCACAGCUCAAGCAUGUUCCUGGGCCAUACUAUGUGAGCGUAUAGUAGUAUCAAGGCAGGUCAUGCCUUGAGAAAUCACAACCGGUAUGUGAGCUGGUCAAGUGCAGC
This is a messenger RNA of Alternaria rosae, 1484 nucleotides long. Its product is annotated as D-isomer specific 2-hydroxyacid dehydrogenase. Lineage: Eukaryota; Fungi; Ascomycota; Dothideomycetes; Pleosporales; Pleosporaceae. The coding region runs from base 154 to 1212 and encodes 352 amino acids. The record is from RefSeq and is a predicted model, not a curated record. Gene Ontology annotation, molecular function: oxidoreductase activity, acting on the CH-OH group of donors, NAD or NADP as acceptor; NAD binding. The transcript has 2 exons.